Molecule: messenger RNA, 597 nt
Organism: Nicotiana attenuata
Lineage: Eukaryota; Viridiplantae; Streptophyta; Magnoliopsida; Solanales; Solanaceae
Product: dolichol-phosphate mannosyltransferase subunit 3-like
Exons: 4
Coding region: 169-438 (89 amino acids)
Biological process (GO): GPI anchor biosynthetic process
Cellular component (GO): dolichol-phosphate-mannose synthase complex; endoplasmic reticulum membrane
Source: RefSeq, a predicted model, not a curated record
UUCCCUUCACAAUUUUUAUCACUUUUUGUUUUGGAAUUUCAAAAUUCUUGUGUCCAAACGCCGACUUAAACCGCUCCUCCAAUGUUCCCUCUUCAGUCCUCAUGCCAUUGCGAUUCUUUCUAUAGGCAAAGAUCUCAGUGAAUCAGCCUUCAAUCUACAAAGAUCCAAAUGAAACAAAUCGUGAAGAUUUUGACGAUAGUUUUUGGGGUAUCCGCCCUUUGGAUAGGCUUGCUGCAGACAUCAGUGGUUCCAGAGAACUAUACUUGGCUGUUGCCUCUAUACUUCAUUGUGUCCCUUGGAUGCUAUGGUCUCUUAAUGGUAGGUGUUGGUCUCAUGAAAUUUCCCACGUGCCCGCAAGAAGCUGUUUUCUUACAGCAGGACGUUCGUGAAGCCAAGGAGUUGUUGCAGAAAAAAGGGGUUGAUGUUGGCUCUGAUUGAUCUGGUUCAUGAAAACUAAGUUUGGUUGUUUACUUAAAAUACAUCCCAGCCCGCAGGAAGAAUUAGCCAGUCAUCAACUCACCAAAGUUGCUGUGGUUUCCAGAAGACUUUGUAACUGAUCUUGAUACAUGUAGAUUUCAAUUUUUGCUCCUACUGGUA